Molecule: messenger RNA, 678 nt
Organism: Closterium sp. Naga37s-1
Lineage: Eukaryota; Viridiplantae; Streptophyta; Zygnematophyceae; Desmidiales; Closteriaceae
Source: the annotation of a GenBank genome assembly
AUGGCUCGUUCGUCCCCUUACAUGGCUCGUUCGUCCCCUUACAUGGCUCGUUCGUCCCCUUACAUGGCUCGUUCGUCCCCUUACAUGGCUCGUUCGUCCCCUUACAUGGCUCGUUCGUCCCCUUACAUGGCUCGUUCGUCCCCUUACAUGGCUCGUUCGUCCCCUUGCAUGGCUCGUUCGUCCCCUUGCAUGGCUCGUUCGUCCCCUUGCAUGGCUCGUUCGUCCCCUUGCAUGGCUCGUUCGUCCCCUUGCAUGGCGGCUCGUUCGUCCCCUUACAUGGCUCGUUCGUCCCCUUACAUGGCUCGUUCGUCCCCUUACAUGGCUCGUUCGUCCCCUUACAUGGCUCGUUCGUCCCCUUACAUGGCUCGUUCGUCCCCUUACAUUCCUCGUUCGUCCCCUUACAUGGCUCGUUCGUCCCCUUACAUGCCUCGUUCGUCCCCUUACAUGGCUCGUUCGUCCCCUUACAUGGCUCGUUCGUCCCCUUACAUGGCUCGUUCGUCCCCUUACAUGGCUCGUUCGUCCCCUUACAUGGCUCGUUCAUCCCCUUACAUGGCUCGUUCGUCCCCUUACAUGCCUCGUUCGUCCCCUUACAUGCCUCGUUCGUCCCCUAACAUGGCUCGUUCGUCCCCUUACAUGGCUCGUUCGUCCCCUUACAUGGCUCGUUCGCUUGAGUGCUGA